GGUGAUGGUGGUACCAUAUGAAGACCAGGGCUAUUCCUCCCUGCGUAGGGAGUGUCAGCAGCGUCGAGUCCUGUUUGAAGACUCUGUGUUUCCGGCUACGGACCAGUCUCUGUUCUACAAGACCAACCGCAUAGGAACCAUCACCUGGAAGAGACCUAAGGUACCACACACUGACAGGAGGGGUGGGUGUGUGUGUGUGUGUGUGUGUGUGUGUGUGUGUGGGGGGGGGGGAUAGGAGAGUUAAACUUCAUAUUCAUAAUCUCCAGCACCAAACCAGUGUCUACGUAUGUGAAAACAGUGCGUUUCUAUGAUCUGUGGUUAAAAAGAAAAGUAAGGUCCCCAAAAUAUUAUCUGUGACAUCACAGGUUAGGAUUAAAAGUAAAAAAUGUGAUUUUCAAAACUUGCAAUGAGUUUCUAGCCAGAGGGAGAGUAUUUUCUUGCUCACCACAUCACCACGAAUCUCAUAGUGUUUGAAAAUCACCGUUUUUAAGAGUCCAUGUUAACGCAGAAACUGACUCAACCGCACUAAUGCCUGGCAGUCCCGUCUUCAGUCAGCUGUUCCUCAUUUUAUUUUCACAGUCUUCAUCCGUAACCGUCGGUUAAACGGUAAUUGUGGCAGCCCUAGAGUUAAGGUGUUUGAAUAAGCAUCCGACUGACAGUUUGGGUACGUCAUGUCACAGCUAUUCAGAGAGAGAGGUGGAGAGGAUGAGAAAGAAAGUGGGGAUAAAUCAAGAAUAGAACGGAAGAGAUGUGGUUCUCUAUGAACCCUUCGAUCGGGGUAUGUAUGUGUGUGUGUGUGUGCAUUUCCCCAACCUUUGCGCCAUUACCAACCAAACAGGAGUGGUAGUAGUUAAUCUUAUUUAAUGAGGAAAAGUAUAAAAACCACUGCUGUGGUCAUCACUAUCCUCUUGCAAUAGGACCAGCUGGAUGGUAAAAACAGUACUAAUAUAUAAACAAAUGAAAAUUAACAAAAUAUACUCUUAAAAUAAAAAUUAGAAAAAUAUAAAAAAUGUCCCACUAGCUAUCAUAAGGUGAAUGCACCAAUUUGUAAGUCGCUCUGGAUAAGAGCGUCUGCUAAAUGACGUAAAUGUAAAUAAUAUAUCUAUGGUAUUCCUGUUUUUGUCCAGCCUUGCUCCAACACAGCAGCUGAUCAAGCCCAAGGCAAAAUGUUACUUCUCACCCAGUGAAAUUCCUUAGGAGGGCCUCCUGGUUCAGAGAAAGAGCGAGUGUGGUUAGAGCAGCGAACCAUGGAAUGAGUUGAGAAACAGAUCCACCCUACAGUAUGUUAGACUUACUGAUCUUCUUUGGGAGUGUACCAGAGGUUUUUAUCACCUAUGUCUUUCACAAUACCUCUGAUCCCCCUGUUAACAGUAGUGUCUAGUACAGUGUAGUCCCAAAGAGUAGCUUAGUGUGGUCUGCUUCUCUUCCUCUUCCUCUGCCUCAUCCUCUCCUGUUCCUGCUCCGGGGCCUGUCCUACCGCACCCUGCCCAGAGAGGCUACUCUCUGCUGAGGCUGAGGGAUGGAGCAGGAAGGGGUGGAGAAGGGAGUUAAUGAUCUGUGGUUCUAGAGGUCCCAACUUGCACCCUAUUCCCUGCACAGUGCACUACUUCUGAUCAGAGCGCUUUGGGCCCUGUUCAUAUGUAGUGCACUAUAGGGAAUAGGGUGCCAGUUGGGACGCAUCCAGACUGUUGGGUAACCCUCCCUCCACCCAAGCCUUCCAUUAGUGGUCAGCUCAGAGAGAGCAGCACAGCCACAUAAAAAGUCUCUGAGUGCCAUGAAUUAACAUGAUGGAGAGGAAGAGAGAGAACUUUAUCACUAAUGGUUCUCUUGGCUUCUACUCAUAAGCAUCUCAGAAACAAGACCGUCUCUCUUCUUCAUCUUUCUAUCUCUCUCUCUGUCUCUCUCUCCCUCCCACCCUCCCCCUCUAUGUGUUAACCCCAUGUUGUCUCCUCCCCCCUCUAUAGGAGCUGUGUGUUAAUUUCAUUUUAAUUUACAAUCUGAUACAAGGGCACGCAGUCCGACUGCUCUGAACUCUAAUUCACAUACAGUAUAAGAGACAUUACUUAGCAUUGUAAUUCUAGCUUUAACGCCAUGUUGUCUCUCCUUCUCUAUAGGAGCUGUGUGAUAACCCCAAGUUGUUUGUGAAUGGUAUCAGUGCUCAUGACCUCCUCCAGGGCCAGCUGGGGAACUGUUGGUUCGUAGCUGCCUGCUCCUCCCUGGCAUCCAGAGAAAGUCUGUGGCAAAAGGUAAGACUCCCUGGCUGUGUGCAUGUCAUGCGUGUGUUUGCCUUGGGUGUGUGACGUGCAGUAGGAGGAUGUGAUUAGAGACCUGAUCGAGAAGGAUUGACACUUUUCCCCCACCACAAACACACGGAAUGAUUUGGAGUUUAUUAUUGUUUCCGACUCCUAUUUGGAAGAGUGGCUUGUGUUUGUGCGUGUGCGUGUCUUGGUGUGGCCCUUCUGAGAUGUCAGUGUGUAUUUUUUCCACUGAGUUCACAGUGAAUCAUUAGCAUUUUUGUGUUCAACUUUCCACCACUUCAGAGAGGCUCUGCCUAGCUCCUUACCCCUAACCCCUAGCUCCUAGUGUGAAGGACGUCACUCCAUUGUCCCUGUCCGUUCAAGGGCUCAAAAUAGUAGUCCUUUGCUUUACAAGCACACAUGACUGCACCACUGAAAAGGUACCAAUUGGGCAGCGCCAUUGAUGAUAUUUCAAGCUGUGGAGUGAUCUUACUGGCGUGAUCUAACGCCGUACCCCUACCUCACUAAAUCAUUACUGAUCUUUCAUCUGAAACAACUGAGCAGGUUUAUUAUGUUCCUCCUGAACAGCUGCUGUUGGGUUGGAGAGCUGAUUUCACCCCAGAGACAGAGCUGGCAGGAGAGACCUAAGUAGACCGGGUCGAUGAAGAGUUCUAAGCAUUUUCUGUUCAUUUCCCGGAUUAUUCUACAUGUUGAAUCGCCACUGUUAGUCGACACCCAGAAGGUGAUCUACUGCACACGACCGACGUUCAUUAUGGUGUGUCGACGUUCAUUAUGGUGUGUCUUCCUCUUAACACAGGCUCUCUGGAUAAAGCUCUCUCCCCUCGUGCUGGGAUUGUUGACCAACUGAGUGUCCGGUACAAGACUGUGUUAGUCUGCUGAGCUAAAGCCUCAGGCAAGGUCACUUGUCUUCACUAAACUACCCCUGUUACACUUGCACCGUAUUUACCAAUAUUAUUAGCUCCCAGGGAAUAUCUUGUUGUUAUGAGUAGUAGUGGUUUGUGUGUGUGUGUGUGUUUUGGACAUAAUUACCUGUUGCUUAGUCCUGGUGUUUAAUUACAUGUUCUAUCAAGAGAGCAACGAUGUGUUCUAGAAGCAGCUCGUUAACACACACAGUAGAAUUAAUUGGACCAGACUGUACCUUCCUACUGUCCCCUCUACCCCAACAACACACACACACACACACACACACACACACACACACACACACACACACACACACACUGUUAUUAAUCCAGUGGGAGGGUGCUGCAGUAUCUGCUCCAGAUCACUCACAUGAACACACUCGCUUUCUCUCUCUCUCUCUUUGUCUGUCUCUGUCUCGAAAGUGUUACAUUUGCCUUCUGGCAUGUAGUCUACCACUUGUCCAUUGUGUGUGAGCGAGAGAGAGAGAGAGUGUAUUGAUUGCCCUAUGAAUGAACAGCAACCGUAGCUACUGUAGCCUGAGGCUAAGCCGUCUCUAUCCUGUCCCCUGUCCUGGCCAUUAACACACACACAGCAGGACAGAGUACCUACAGCUCUUUAUUGGACAGCAGUAGAGGACAUGGCCAGUUUAAAGUAUACUGUUGCGAUAUUUCAUGCAAAGUGAAUAUGGUAACUACUACAUCAGUGCAGUGUAAUAGGAGAGUAAAACAGUGUAGAUUAGAGUCAUAGUACAGUAGGUAGUUGGAGUUACAUUGCAGCAUUGGUUCUCUAAUAUUUCCUAUAAAUAAGGAUGAGAACAAGCUAUUCAUAUCAUUCAGGUUUUCAAUAUAAAUGUACAGGUAACUGCCAAAAUAAUGGAAACACUUGAGUAAAUGAGGGAUACAAAGUAUAUUGAAAGCAUCUGCUUCCACAAAGGUGUGGUUCCUGAGUUAAUUAAGCAAUUAACAUCCCAUCAUACUUAGGGUCAUGUAUAAAUUCUGAGUUCUGGAGCGGCUGAGACUGCGUUUUCCACCACCAUCAACAAAACACCAAAUGAUGGAAUUUCUUCUGGAAGAAAAGUGUCGCAUCCCUCCAAUAGAGUUCCAGACACUUAUAGAAUCUAUGCCAAGGUGCAUUGAAGCUGUUCUGGCUCGUGGUGGCCCAACGCCCUAUUAAGAGACUUUGUGUUGGUGUUUCCUUUAUUUUGGCAGUUACCUGUAUCUAUAGGAUUAUAAACUCCUAAAUUAGUGAUUCUGCAGCCUACUGUUACUACUGUGUAACUACUGUACCUUUAUCAGAAGAUGGUUUCUAGCAGGUUGUUGAGUGACAUGCAUAGAUAGUAGGGGUGUAACGAUUCGUUUUAACAACGAUUCGAUUUGUAUCACGAUUCGUGGUUGUCGAUACGAUUCAAGGACGAUAUUGGUUCAUUUAGAACGAUACGAUCCGAAACGAUUCAGUGACUUGAAAUCGAUUCAGUAACCUUUUAGCCAAAAAUUCAACCAGUGUGACUGAAAUAAAUACCUGGAUACUGGACAGUGCAGGUGAAGUUUCCUAGAUUCCUGUUUCUUGUAAGGACCGCAAUGGUGGCUUGAUAAUUUCUCGCUCGUCGGCUUCUCCUCUGUCGUCCGCCAUGCUAUGUUUUGUUGUCUUGGCGCCUUUGCGCUGCUGCUGGCGCGAUGACGUCACGGAUAGGCAGACUGAAUCGAGUAAUGUUUAAAGCCUUUAUCAUUAAAAGUGCUAAGAAAAAACAUCCAUAUAAAGUCUGACGUGCUUAAAUCCAAUGGGUUAUUUCCUAGUAUCGAUACAAUCGAUUUAUUACAUUUUAAAACGAUGUUAGAUCGAUAUAUGUUGUCCAAAAGGCCAACUCGCCGAACACAGAUCGAUGUAGUUGGAUCAUAGGAAUAUAAAUCGAUACAUCGAUGUAGUAGAUGGAUCGUUACACCCCUAAUAGAUAGAUGUUCAGGAAGGAAGUGUGCACACGCGCACACACACACAGAUGAGAUGGGACUCGGUGGGUGUGUGUGGGCGGGGGAUGUAGAAAGAGAGAGCAGUGUAGACUGGUCCAACCUAGAAUGGCUGUAGUAGAAGGCAUUCCCUUAGAAUGGAGAGAGGGAGACUAGAGGAGUAGAGGGAAGAGGAAGCAGUUAAAGGGAUACUUUGGGAUUUUGGCAAUGAAGCCCUUUAUCUACUUCCCCAGAAUCAGAUGAACUUGUGGAGACCAUUUGUAUGUCUCUGUGUCCAGUAUGAAGGAAGUUAGAUGUAGUUUCGUGAGCCAAUGCUAACUAGUGUUAGCGCAAUGACUGGAAGUCUAUGGGUAUCUGCUAGCAUGCUUUUCAAUGCUAGCAGAUACCAAUAGACUUCCAGUCAUUGCCCUAAUGCUAGUUAGCAUUGGCUCCAAAACUACCUCUAUCUUCCUUCAUACUGGACACAGAGAAAUACACACUUCUGUGUCCAGAGGGCCUCAUUGCCAAAAUCACAAAGUAUCCCUUUAAGGUUUGUAGGUCAGGCCAGAUUGAACUCCAUGGAGAUGCUGACCUUGUCAGCCUCCGCCCCCUCCUUGAAGGCAAACAGGAAGUACAUGACCUUGCGGACCUUGGCCAGCUCCGCGAUUCGCUCCCCAAACUCCUGGAUGUCCGCCUCCAGACACUUGAGGGGCAUGUCCUCCUUGUCGCCAGCGUUCCGCCAGAAUGUUCCGACGGGUUCUAGAAGCUGCCGGGUCAUCAGGUGUGUGAGGUCAGGGGUCCAGAGCUGGGAGAUCCCCGUGACAGUCACUCUGCCAUGGCCAAUCAGAGACACUGACCAGUGGACAAACGUCAGCUCCUGAUUGGCGAAGUCCAGACGGUAGACGGCCUCGUGGGGGAGGAGCAACCGUUCCCCCUCCUGUCGCUUCUGACCGCUCCGCUGCAGGGACUGGAAACGCAGCCGCAUCACCUAGCAACAAUAAUAAUAAUCAUAAUCAUAAUUAAUAGAAUAAUAAUAUAAUAUAACUAGCCUUUUGGCCACUCCACCGCUCCACUGAAGGGACUGGACACCCAGACGAAUCACAUUGUAGAAUAAUAAUACUAUAAUAAUACUUUUAUAAUAGUAUAACUAUAAUAUGCUGGACGUGCUGGAUACUCAGACGCAGGUACCAUUCAGUACAAGUCGACUCCUGAAAACUGUCCAAGCAUUUGUCGGUCCGAAUUUAAAUAGGCUACUUUGUUCUAGAUAAGCACAUAUUUAAGACGGUACCAAACUACUACACGUAGCAGAAGCCAAUUUGAAUUUUUUAUGUCUACUAGAAAAUACUUUAGGCAAAAGUGACUUACAGUAAACACAUUACGCAGUAUAUCAGACCCAUGCAAGAAUCAAACUCACAUCCAACUGAACCAUCGUGCUAUUUCAAUCAUCAACCAUCUCAACCUCAUCUCAACCACAUGAACAGUUUUACCUCAGUGAGAGAGGUGUCCUCUGCAAAGCGUAGCUCCAGGGCUGAGCCAGACGAGGGGGCCGCGGACAGGUCUGUGUUAAUCUGAGAGCUCAUCUUUCUGUGCUGGGGAGGGAGUGAGGCCUGCUUGUCUCUCUGGAUGGAUAUCUGUGUCUGUGCCUGCAGAUAGUUUUGCUGUGUUCCUCUCCCCCUCUGUCUCUGUCUCUUAUGCCAUCUCUUUCCCCUUCCCCUCCCUUUCCCAGAGGGUAGUAUGGUUGGGUUAGUUCUCUGGUUGGGACUAUUGAUUGUGUGGCAUGUACAGUGAGGGAGGGAGGGAUGGAGAACAGAAGUGAGGACUGGGUGUGUGUGGUGGCGCUAGGCAACAGGAAGUGAUGACAUCAGAAGAGGAACCAGGGAUUUUCCUGAGGGCUUCUGGGAACUGGUUGAUCAUAGCUGGAUGGGCUGGUUAUUAAUACACACACAGGGCUAGCUGGCUGUGUGUGUGUGUGUGUGUGUGUGUUUAUUUGUGUGGGUAUGCGCCUAUGUCUGUUUGUGGUGUGUAUGUGUGUAUUGUUGGAGUUUGGUUGUUAUGAUGCACUAGAAGGUUGCUUUUUUUGUUCUGUUUUAGUUAGCUGUGAUUAGGGCUGUUACGGUGACCGCAUUAUCGCCACAUCGGCGGUCACGAGUCAUGAUGGCAGUCAAAUUCCAUGUGACCGUUUAGUCACAGUAAUUAGGCUUCUCCAAGCUCUGAUGCUGCUGCUGGUCAUUAGUAGCCUACCAAACUUGCUAACUGCCUGGUACUCAGCACUCUAUUGUCCCUCUAAUCACUCUGAUAUCAAUGCAAAUUUAACUGAAAAUGUAAUCAAAUACUUAAUGAGAGCCCAUGAGCUCAUGUUGCGCAACAUUUCUAUUCUAUUGCAGCCUCUUAAAAAGAGAAUACUUCGGAAAGUAUUCAGACCCCUUGACUUUUUCCACAUUUUGUACAGCCUUAUUCUAAAAUGUAUAAAAAAAAAAAAAAAUCCUUCAUCAAUCUACAGACAAUACCCCAUAAUGACAAAGCAAAAACAGGUUUUUAUAAAUUUUUGCUAAUUUAUUAAAAAUAAACUGAAAUAUUACAUUUACAUAAGUAUUCAGACCCUUUACUCAGUACUUUGUUGAUACACCUUUGGCAGCGAUUACAGCCUCGAGUCUUCUUGGGUAUGACGCUACAAGCUUGGCACACCUGUAUUUGGGGAGUUUCUCUAAUUUUUCUCUGCAGAUCCUCUCAAGCUCUGUCAGGUUGGAUGGGGAGCGAGGCUGCACAGUUAUUUUCAGGUCUCUCCAGAGAUGUUCGAUCGGGUUCAAGUCUGGACUCUAGCUGGGCCACUCAAGGACAUUCAGAGACUUGUCCCGAAGCCACUCCUGCGUUGUCUUGGCUGUGUGCUUAGGGUCGUUGUCCUGUUGGAAGGUGAAUCUUCGCCCCAGUCUGAGGUCCUGAGCACCGGAGCAGGUUCAUGAAGGAUCUCUCUGUACUAGGGCCCUAUGUAGCUCAGUUGGUAGAGCAUGACGUUUGCAACGCCAGGGUUGUGGGUUCGAGUCCCACGGGGGGCCAGUAUGAAAAAAUAUAUAUAUAUGUAUGCACUCACUAUAACUGUAAGUCGCUCAGGAUAAGAGCGUCUGCUAAAUGACUAAAAUGUAAAUAUACUUUGCUCCGUUCAUCUUUGCCUCGAUCCUGACUAGUCUCCCAGUCCCUGCCGCUGAAAAACAUCCCCACAGCAUGAUGCUGCCACCACCAUGCUUCACCGUAGGUCAGAGUGACCAUCGGGUUAUUGGUCACCUCCCUGACCAAGACCCUUCUCCCCCGAUUGCUCAGUUUGGCCGGGUGGCCAGCUCUAGGAAGAGUCUUGGUGGUUCCAAACUUCUUCCAUUUACGAAUGAUGGAGGCCACUGUGUUCUUGGGGACCUACAAUGCUGCAGAAAUUGUUUGGUACCCUUUCCGAGGUCUGUGCCUCGACACAAUCCUGUCUCUGAGCUUUACGGACAAUUCCUUCGACCUGCUAAAUGUGUUUAUGUUAAUUAACGGUCAAUUACCGUGAGACCAGUAGUUAUUUGCUUGACAAUCACCAGCUGAAUAAAUGUCAUGACCUGUGACGUGUUCUUUUAAAUAUAUAUCUUUAAGGUAUUUUCAGAUUUUGUAUUGAGCAGAUAGUGAGAGAGACUGGCAGUGGGGAAAGUUGGAGGGAGAUUGUAUCAAAGUGUAAUAGGCCGUAUCCGAACCUAUGCCGAUACUGAAGACUUGUGCCGGAGGCUGCAGCAUUACCGCUAGACCAGCCAGGGCAUACAGCUGUGAUGUGUUCUAAGCAUCUUCUCUCCCUCCCAGGUGAUUCCGGACCAUAACGACCAGGAAUGGAAUGAGGAGAAGCCGGAAUCUUACGCCGGAAUUUUCCACUUCCGCUUCUGGCGCUUUGGAGAAUGGGUGGAUGUUGUCAUCGACGACCGGUUGCCCACGGCGAACGGCAACUUGGUGUAUUGUCACUCCAAUGACAGCAAUGAGUUCUGGAGCGCCCUGGUGGAGAAAGCCUACGCCAAGUUAGUACACACACACACACAAUGAUUUGGUGAGGAAGGCUUACGCCAAGUUAGUGCUAUAGUAGACUGUUGUGUUUGUGUAGGAUGUAUUGCUUUUGCUGAGUGUGUGUGUGUGUAGGAUGUAUGGGUGUUACGAGGCACUGGACGGGGGCAACACAGCGGAUGCAUUGGUGGAUUUCACGGGUGGCAUCUCGGAGCCCUUGGACCUUGUGGAGGAAGGGUUGAGUACGGACGAGGAGAAACGCUCAGUGCUUUUCGACAGAGUCCUCAAGGUCCACAGCAGAGGAGGCCUCAUCAGCGCCUCCAUACGGGUAUAACACACACACACAGAUGCGCACACACACACACACAGAUGCGCACACACACACACACACACACACACACACAAACAAACACACACACACACACACACACCUAUAGUCCUGACCGUUCACCACUCCCUCCAGGCGGCCAGUUCAGCGGAGAUGGAGGCUCGUCUGGCCUGUGGUCUGGUGAAGGGUCAUGCCUACGCUGUGACAGAUGUUAGAAAGGUCCGGCUGGGCCACGGCCUCAUGGCUUACUUCAAGUCCGACAAACUCACAAUGAUACGACUCCGAAACCCCUGGGGAGAGCGAGAGUGGAACGGCGCUUGGAGCGACAGGUAGGUUUUAAAAUGUUUGUUAUUUACCUUUAGUUAUACAAGAAGGCCCAUUGAGGUCAAAAUACCUCUUUCACAAGGAAGACCUAGCCUGGUAGAAGGGGGGAGGAGGAGAAUGUGUGCAGGGUGUCAAUUGGGUAUGGCAGGGUAUGGGAGUCGCCAUACCCUAGCUAGCUCAACACCAACAAUUUUAAAAUAGGCAACGAAAAUCGUUCAAAUCCCAUUUAAAAAGAAAAUGCAGUUUCGCGGCAUUAGUCGUCUGACUUUAGGACGAUGCGGAUGCCUGGGAGCGGGAGGAAACGCUGUUUGUAUGGCUGGCUGGCUUUAUGGAGAGCAGAGAUCUGUAUAUAAUGACGAGAUGCUCGUGUCUAAGCCCUAACAAUGGGAUUUGUUGCCCCAAAGGCGGGAAAGGAGGCGACAAGCUUAUGUCCAAAAUAAGCCCAUUGAAACGCAUUGCAAGAGUGAAACCUCUCGCUUCACCUCUUCCUCUCUGUGGAAAGCACAUCAAUGCAGUUGCAGGGAACAGCAUGACUUUUUUCCAACACAUUGCAGAGGUAAAUAUGGCUGUAGUAGAUUGGUUUCGCUAGGUAACUGCUGUUUGACUAGACAUGUAACUAAACAAGUUUUAAUACCGGUGCUGAUCUAGUGCAUAGCAGGCAGCUAAUGCUGGAGUACAUUUUGCUUGUUUUUGCUGUUCUCCAAAUUGCAUUUGAGAGUUUUUAAGUUGUGUAGAAUUGCAGUAAAUGAGCUUCUAUAUAUAUAUAUAUAUAUAUAUAUAUAUAUAUAUAUAUAUAUAUAUAUAUAUAUAAUUUAAUAUUUGGAGGAACCCCCAAGUCACUGGGUGUGUGUGUGUAUGUAUAUAUAGGCCUGUUCAUUACUCACUGCUCCCUCUGCUGGUGGAAAGAGGUAGUAUAGGCCAACAGGGAACCGGAGACCUUUAGCACAGAUUGUUUAUUCCUGUUAGAAUGUUUGUUUAAUUUAUAUCCUGUAUCAUAGGAAAAUUCAAAAAAAGCAUCUCGGCAGCAGAAGGUCUUGGGUAAACUGUGCAUUUGAGCCACUGUUGGUGUCCAUGUCUCAGAACCUUGAGUCCCCUACUCUAUCAGUUCUGUUCGGUUAGCAUUCUUUCACUCUACACAGCAAACCCUUCAGACAAACACUGAGUGAUAGAGAACUUAUCUCUCCUCUCUCCUCUGUCUCUCUCAGCUCAGAGGAGUGGGGGAAGGUGAGUAAGAGUGAAAGAGAGAAGAUCGGAGUGACGGUACAGGACGAUGGAGAAUUCUGGUGAGUUUUAACCUAUGACCUCUAGCCAUGACCCCUAACCUUUCCUCCACACGGCUGAGAAAAUGGAUGGCCAUAGGAUGAUGAAGCUUGAUGACAUCCCUUUUCCUGUCCCCCCCCCCCCCCAUUCCUCAUCCACCCCCCCUCCAGGAUGACAUUUGAUGACUUCUGUCAGUACUUCAGUGAUUUGAUCAUGUGUCGUCUGAUCAACACUUCCUACCUGUCUUUCCACAAGACCUGGGAGGAGGGCUCUCUAAAGGGCGCCUGGCAGAACCAUGACAACCCGCUCAGCAACCGCGCCGGGGGCUGCACCAACAACAAACACACCUUCCUACAGAACCCUCAGGUAGGAGUGGGGGUGGGGAUGGGGGGGGGGGCAUUUGUGUGUGUUUAUCUAUGUGUGUAUUAAUGUAUACAGUUGAAGUCAGAAGUUUACAUACACCUUAGCCAAAUACAUUUAAACUCAGUUUUUCACAGAUGGUACUCUGCUCAGAUGAGACUAAAAUUGAGCUUUUUGGCCAUCAAGGAAAACGCUAUGUCUGGCGCAAACCGAACACCUCUCAUCACCCCGAGAACACCAUUUAAAAAUGAAGAAAAACCCUUGAAUGAGUAGGUGUUCUAAAACUUUUGAUCUGUAGUGUAUACAGUUGAAGUCGUAAGUUCACAUACACCUUAGCCAAAUACAUUUAAACUCCGUUUUUCACAAUUCCUGACAUUUAAUCCUAGUAAAAAUUCCCAGUCUUAGGUCAGUUAGGAUCACCACUUUAUUUUAAGAAUGUGAAAUGUCAGAAUAAUAGUAGAGAGAAUGAUUUAUUUCAGCUUUUAUUUCUUUCAUCACAUUCCCAGUGGGUCAGAAGUUUACAUACACUCAAUUAGUAUUUGGUAGCAUUGCCUUUAAAUUGUUUAACUUAGGUCAAACGUUUCGGGUAGCCUUCCACAAGCUUCCCACAAUAAGUUGGGUGAAUUUUGGCCCAUUCCUUCUGACAGAGCUGGUGUAACUGAGUCAGGUUUGUAGGCCUCUUUGCUCGCACACGCUUUUUCAGUUCUGCCCACAGAUUUUCUAUAGGAUUGAGGUCAGGGCUUUGUGAUGGCCACUCCAAUACCUUGACUUUGUUGUCCUUAAGCCAUUUUGCCACAACUUUGGAAGUAUGCUUGGGGUCAUUGUCCAUUUGGAAGACCCAUUUGUGACCAAGCUUUAACUUCCUGACUGAUGUCUUGAUGUCUUGCUUCAAUAUAUACACAUAAUUUUCCUUCCUCAUGAUGCCAUCUAUUUUGUGAAGUGCAGCAAAGCACCCCCACAGCAUGAUGCUGCCACCCCCGUGCUUCAUGGUUGGGAUGCUGUUCUUCGGCUUGCAAGCCUCCCACUUUUUUCUCCAAACAUAAAGAUGGUCAUUAUGGCCAAACAGUUCUAUUUUUGUUUCAUCAGACCAGAGGACAUUUCUCUAAAAAGUACGAUCUUUGUCCCCAUGUGCAGUUGCAAACCGUAGUCUGGCUUUUUUAAGGCGGUUUUGGAGCAGUGGCUUCUUCCUUGCUGAGCGGCCUUUCAGGUUAUGUCGAUAUAGGACUUGUUUUACUGUGGAUAUAGAUACUUUUGUACCUGUUUCCUCCAGCAUCUUCACAAGGUCCUUUGCUGUUGUUCUGGGAUUGAUUUGCACUUUUCGCACCACAGUACGUUCAUCUCUAGGAGACAGAACGCGUCUCCUUCCUGAGCGGUAUGACGGCUGCGUGGUCCCAUGGUGUUUAUACUUGCGUACUAUUGUUUGUACAGAUGAACGUGGUACCUUCAGGCGUUUGGAAAUUGCUCCCAAGGAUGAAUCAGACUUGUGGAGGUCUACAAUUCUUUUCUGAGGUCUUGCCUGAUUUCUUUAGAUUUUCCCAUGAUGUCAAGCAAAGAGGCACCGAGUUUGAAGGUAGGCCUUGAAAUACAUCCACAGGUACACCUCCAAUAAACUCAAAUUAUGUCAAUUAGCCUAUCAGAAGCUUCUAAAGCCAUGACAUCAUUUUCUGGAAUUUUCCAAGCUGUUUUAAAGGCACAGUCAACUUAGUGUAUGUAAACAUCUGACCCACUGGAAUUGUGAUACAGUGAAUUAUAAGUGAAAUAAUCUGUCUGUAAACAAUUGUUGGAAAAAUUACUUGUGUCAUGCACAAAGUAGAUGUCCUAACCGACUUGCCAAAACUAUAGUUUGUUAACAAGAAAUUUGUGGAGUGGUUGAAAAACGAGUUUUAAUGACUCCAACCUAAGUGUAUGUAAACUUCCGACUUCAACUGUAGGACGUGUGUGUGUGUGUGUCUCCCUGCAGUAUGUGUUCAACGUGAAGAAGCCAGAGGAUGAGGUGCUGGUAUGUCUACAGCAGACAGACAGGAGAGCCAGACCUAAAGAGGGAAAGGGAGAAAACCUGGCUAUAGGCUUUGAGAUACACAGGGUGAGAAGUGUGUGUGCGCGUGUUUAUCACCUCAUGGUGUGUGGAAGUGUUAUUAAUGUGUGUAUUAAUGUGUUAAUUAAAAUGUGUGUGUGUGUGUGUAGGUGGAGUUGAACAGGCAGUACCGUAUGCACACUCGGCAGCAGAAGGUGUGUGGGAGUGUGUACAUCAACUCCAGGUGUGUGUUCCUACGCUAUGCCUUGAAGGAGGGUCGUUACGUUGUCAUACCCACAACCUUUGACCCCGCUCUGGAAGGAGACUUUUUGUUACGCAUCUUCACUGACGUCCCCGCCGACUGCAGGUACACACAUAUACUCACACACUCACACACUCACACACUCACUCUCCUCAUUAUCUCGCUCUCUCUCUCUCCCCCCCCAUAGAGAGUUAACCCUAGAUGAGCCAGCCCAGACGUGUUGGUCAGGACUGUGUGGUUUCCCUUCCCUGGUCACUCAGAUCCAUGUCCACAGAGCAGAUGGACUGGCUGGACAAGACUCUGAUGGAGGUAUACAAACCUUUCUUCUCUCCCUUCUCCGUCUGUUCUCUUUUCUUCUCUGGUCUGGUCUUCUUCUCCUCUUGACAGUCUGUAUGUGUGUGUUGCAGCUUCAGACCCAUACGUGAUCAUUCGUUGUGAGGGGGAGAAGGUUUGUUCUCCCGUCUUUAAAGACACUCGCAGCCCAACCUUCGACACCAAGGCUCUAUUCUACAGGAAGAAAACUAACCAGCCAAUACUGAUAGAGGUGAGGAGACUGGGCUGGGGGGGUGGGGUCUGUGUGUGCGCGCCAGUGGGUUAAAGAGGAGUUAGAGUGAACGUCACAAUUUGGGUUGUUUCUAUAAGUAACCGUUCUCUCAAUUAAAUUCAAUACAACUUUAUUCAUCCCCCAGGUGUAUAACAACAACGUGUUGAUGGAUUCCUUCCUGGGUCAGGUCAGUUUGACCUCUGAACCCGGCGACCCCCAGCAGGUUACCGUCCACCUGAGGGACAAGGGUAAUCACCAAGACAACGACCUCCCGGGCACGCUCACUGUCUCCAUGGUGACCAGCAACAUUCUCACUAACAUCUGACUAACCGUCAAUCAAUCAACCAAUCUAUCAAUCAGUGCCUUACUCCCACCGUCCAAUAGGAGAGAAGAGCCAUAAAUAUAC
Molecule: messenger RNA, 14613 nt
Organism: Coregonus sp. 'balchen'
Lineage: Eukaryota; Metazoa; Chordata; Actinopteri; Salmoniformes; Salmonidae
Source: the annotation of a GenBank genome assembly